AGAGAGAGAGAGAGGCUGCCUCCAUGAAGAGAGAGUUGGGCGUGGGCUGGGGAGGGGAAGGCUGAGCACCUCCCCUCGUUCACCAAAAACCCAUCAUUCCAAGACAGACAACUAGCCAGCGCGCCAGCCCUCUGAUCCACAUCAGGUCUCUCUCCUCUGGCCGCAGCCAUGUCAUCGAGGUUCCCCGUCGGCCCUACGGAGACAGAACGGUGUAUAGAGUCGCUCCUGGCCGUUUUCCAGCGCUAUGCCUCCCGUGACGGGCAAGCCAAUACCCUCUCCAAGAAGGAAUUCUUGACCUUCAUGAACACAGAAUUGGCAUCGUUCACAAAGAACCAGAAAGACCCAGGUGUCGUAGACCGCAUGAUGAAGAAACUGGACAUAAACUCCGACGGCUUGCUGGACUUCGGCGAGUUCUUGAACCUGAUUGGGGGCCUCGCCCAAGCUUGCCACGAACACGUGUUGAAGGCCUCCACCGGUGGCAACCCUCAAAGGCCGUGAUCAUGCCUCGUCUCAGACCAACAUCAACACAAACAUUCCCAAACGUAGCAUUCACGUAAGACUACAACAAACGGCAAAGCAUAUCCUGCAACCAUCAUCUUUGUCUUCUUUUGUAUUUUUCUCAAUAAAAUCAACAUGUUCUCAAA
Pogona vitticeps (central bearded dragon) is the source of this 644-nucleotide messenger RNA. RefSeq names its product S100 calcium binding protein A11 (gene S100A11). Lineage: Eukaryota; Metazoa; Chordata; Lepidosauria; Squamata; Agamidae. Gene Ontology annotation, molecular function: calcium ion binding; S100 protein binding; calcium-dependent protein binding. Gene Ontology annotation, biological process: regulation of cell population proliferation. Gene Ontology annotation, cellular component: cytoplasm. The record is from RefSeq and is a predicted model, not a curated record.